Molecule: messenger RNA, 1206 nt
Organism: Aegilops tauschii subsp. strangulata
Lineage: Eukaryota; Viridiplantae; Streptophyta; Magnoliopsida; Poales; Poaceae
Molecular function (GO): protein binding
Source: RefSeq, a predicted model, not a curated record
AUGCCGCCGCCGCCGCCGCCGGUACUAUCGCUGCCGGACGAGCUCAUCGAGGAGGUCUUCUUCCGCCUCCCGCCGGACGAGCCCGAGCACCUCGUGCGCGCCUCCCUCGCAUGCAAGCUCCUGCUGGGCCUCCUCACCGGACCUAGCUUCCGCCGUCGCUACCGCGACUUCCACGGAGCUCCCCCCAUGUUGGGCUUCCUUUAUUCCUGGCCACAAUUCUCCCGCCAACGGUCCGAGGACCUCCUCGUCCCACAGUUCUUCCCCACCACAAAAUUCGGCGCGCGCAUUCCGGACGACCCCUGGCCGGACUGGGGGGACUCUGAGUUGGCUGUGUUGGACUGCCACCAUGGUCGCGUUCUCCUUGGGGACUAUGAUAAACCCAUGGCGCCGCUCAUCGUUUGGGACCCCAUGACAGGCUGCCGGACCAAGCUGGAAGCGCCCAAAGGAUGCAAUAUGCCCUUGACCGCCGAGCCCGGUGGAGCCGCCGUGCUCUGUGCCGUGACAGGAUGUGACCACCGCGCGUGCCAUCAGGGCCCCUUCCGGGUUGUCUUCUUCGGCAUGAGCACGGAUGGUGACGAUAAUUGUAUUAUACACGUGCGGGUGUCCUCGCCGGAGACUGGUGAGUGGAGCGAGCAGUGCCCUAGUCUUGAUCUUGGGAUGGAUGCAUUCAUCAGGCCAGUGCCUCCUGUCCUCAUCCAAGACGCACUUUACUUUAUGCAUAUUCUUGGUGAACAUGAACUAAAAGUAGGAAUUCUCAAAUACGACGUGGACUCUAAUUGCUUAUCGCGGAUUGAUGCGCCAGCCCCACUGCCGUGGCCUGCCAGUGACGAUUCUACUAUGCUCAUGGCUAUGGAGGAUGGCAGUUUGGGUUUUGCACUAGUGGAUAUGUUAACUUUCUAUCUGUGGUCAAACCAGAUGGGUUCCGAGGGUGUUGCGUCAUGGACUCAGCCUAGAGUCAUCGAUCUCAACAACCUUCUCCCCAUCAAAAAUCCUGAUAAAAUUCUUAGACUGAUUGGAUCUGUGGAGGGCAGGGAUAUCGUUUUCGUCACUACAGACCUUGGCAUCUACGAGAUUAAUCUUAAGUCGCUACAGUGGAAGAAGCUAUGGAAGAGAAAAAAAUUCCUUAGAUUGAUUCCGUACAUGAGUUUCCACAAACCACAAGGUAUAUCUAUAUGUCCUUUUUUUGUGAUUUGGGACAACUCUUAA